AUGCGGAUGGACUCAUCGGCUGGCGGCUUCUUCUUCUCCUUCGGGUCUUCCAGCACGACCGAUAGGUGCCCUGGUGCCACCACCGUGGACGCUGCCGAUUCUACCAGCUCCACGCUGGGCACCGCCGUGCCUUCUCCGCCAGCGUGGCCGCCCGCAAAGACAUCGACGGCGACCUUUCCGUGGGUUUCCCUGGACUCCGACACGCUGCAGGAGUGGGCUGCCGGGUACUGCUGCGCGGCACCAAGCAAUCAUGUGAAGUGCAGCCUCUCAACAAAGCCCUUGCAGCUGAAGCUUCGUGCGGCCUUGCCAGCGAGCGCUCCAGGCGACGCCUCCUCAUCCGCAGACGUAAACAGACCGAACAUCUUUACGCUAUGCUACCAGACCUCUCCAGAGGUGGAUGCGCUGACAUCCGUGGCCGCCACACAGACGCCAGAGAUGACGCCAUCGAGCUCGGCCAAAAGGGAGCGUCGCGACGUGAUACCAGGGCAAUACUACGGCGGGCUGAAGGUGUGGUCUUGCGCUGUGUUGCUCGCCGAAUACCUGGCCAACCACGCCGCACAGUACCGCAGUCUCUUUGAGGCUGCGGCGGUGGUCGCAGAGCUUGGGUGCGGUCAAGGACUUCCCGGGCUGGCAGCCAUGUGCCUUGGAGCGCGGCGCGUGGUGUUUCAAGACUACAACGAGGAAGUGCUCAAUGUGUGCACGAAGCCGAACGUGGCGGCCACAGUUUGCGCAAACGAAAGUCUCCAGCAGUCACGAGGCGGCGUUGGCACAACGCCGCUACUGCACGCCAAAUUCGUUCACGGUGACUGGGUUGAUCUCUCUUGGGAGUCCCAAGGCGCUGCCUCCUCCUCUGUCGGCCUCGAAGCCUUCUGCGACGUCAUCCUUGGCUCUGACGUCACCUUUGACAAGGGUGCGUGCGACAAGCUUGCCUGCGUCUUACAUCGCUGGCUGCGGCCCUACACAGGAACCGCUAUCAUUGUGUCAAAGGACUACUACUUUGGCACCAACGGCGGCUACCUGGAGUUCACCAAGUCCGCAGAGCCGUACGGGCUGCGGGUGGAGCUGUUGAAGCGCGUGGACACGGCAGACAAGAUGCCGCAUGUGGUGCUGCGUGUCACUCACGCGGCAUAG
Leishmania major strain Friedlin is the source of this 1131-nucleotide messenger RNA. RefSeq lists its product as hypothetical. Lineage: Eukaryota; Euglenozoa; Kinetoplastea; Trypanosomatida; Trypanosomatidae. The record is from RefSeq and is a predicted model, not a curated record. The coding region runs from base 1 to 1131 and encodes 376 amino acids. The transcript has a single exon.